Molecule: messenger RNA, 2375 nt
Organism: Botrytis cinerea B05.10
Lineage: Eukaryota; Fungi; Ascomycota; Leotiomycetes; Helotiales; Sclerotiniaceae
Gene: Bclas1
Product: Bclas1
Exons: 2
Coding region: 159-1064 (301 amino acids)
Biological process (GO): maturation of LSU-rRNA; maturation of 5.8S rRNA
Cellular component (GO): preribosome, large subunit precursor; Las1 complex
Molecular function (GO): endonuclease activity
Source: RefSeq, a predicted model, not a curated record
GAGGCAUCCUAGCAAGCAACUGAGCUCUGAUUAAAAGUUUGGAUAAACUUCAAACAUUUCUCAUACAAUCGCAAGGCAACACAACGACUCCACCCUUCUUCUACGUGCUUUUCCCAAACGUCGUCUUUCUCCACCUAGUUUCUAAACACGAAGGGAUUAUGGUUCAAUUUGUGAUUACGCCCUGGCGAACGCGUCGCGAGCUUCUCCAAGUGCGCGAAAAGCUUUACCAAAACACCGAGACAACCCCUCCUAAUGAUUCCCAUCGUCGACAAGCCGUAUGCCUCAUAUCCGUUUGGAUGCAACGAGGAAAUUGUCCGCAUCUUGUCGAGUCCUCUGCGAUCAUUACUUCGGCUAUUUUAAACGAUGUGCCUGGAAAUUCAUCCUAUUGUGUGAGAGCUGCUUAUUCUGCUGCUUUCUGUCGUUUCGUUACAGGCCUCCUCGAUAGUCAUCAAGAUAAACGCCGUAAACUAAGUAUGUACUCGAUUGCGAAAACCAUCGGUUUACCAGCUACAUACGUCGAACUUCGGCAUCAGGCUACCCAUGAAGAACUCCCAUCACUUCCUAAGCUUCGAAUAGCUGCGCGCAAAGCAUUGAAGUGGAUUUGGGAUUUUUAUUGGGCAGAUUUAUCAAUCGAUGAAAAGGAUGAUGAUUGCAAGAUAUUCGUACGAGGGGUUCUAGAGCAGAAAGACCAAGGGAUCAAUCUGAAUAUGAUAAAGGAUCGACUUGAAGCCUACGGGAUAGACGAUCUUCUUCGCGCGCUAGGUGAACUGGAGGAAUCUUUAGAAGAUCCAAUGACGAUAUUACAAGCGCACAAUUUCCGACAGAAGAUAUCUGAUUGGGAAGAAUCUAAAUAUCCCAAAAACAACGGCACAUCUGUUCCCAAUACAACCGCCCGAGAUCUUAACGAUAUCCGAGCGGGAAUGUUGAAAAUGGAACAUGAUUUGGAAACUACCGCUGCAUCCAUACAAAUACCUAAGGACGACAAAUCUUCUGCAAAUAGUACAGAGAAAGGCUGGUCGCGCUGGGAAGGACCAUGGGUGCCAAAACCAAUAGGAGUGCUGUGAUGCAAAGAUUUGGAUUGAUACCCAAUGUUAAUGACCACGUGCCCCAGUAUAUUAUGCCCUAGUACAACGACCAAAAGCUCAACCCCACUCAGAGAAAUCUUUAGCAUAAAGAUUGUCCUCCAUAUUCCAUGUCUCGAGCAUCGAAUAUGGCGGAAUGAGCGGAAGCUUCAAGAAUGGGGUUGAGAUGUACGACAAUUAUCUCGCGCAGCAUACUUUUUUGGUUUGAUACUAGAGUGAUGCGCGUUGAGCAGUUUUCGCCUUCAUAUGGAUAUGGAUGCAUUCAAUGCAUAGCUCCCGGAUAGUGGCGGGCCAUGAAAAGUUCUUAAUGAAUAUGAGAUUUUGGUAAGAAGGGCUUAUGCAUGUAAGCCAUUUCGAUUUGCGAGUCAGCUACACCGUAUUCUCCAUUAAUACUUGGCUGUGGAAUUCUUCCCGUUUUGUCAUCAUUAUCUCUCUAUGAAAUGCUACAUUCCUCAAUCAGACUCUACGAAAUUGAUAUCCUUGAGCAAGAUUCAAAAUACAUUGGUCCUUGAUCAAGGACAUAUACCACAUGAGUAUUGCUAAAUCCCUCAAUUUAUUACUAUCUUUUACUACAGGUUCAUGUAGGGCGUCCUAUUUUCAUUUUGUAUACAAUUUUUUUUCGACCAUACCGAUUUCUGUGUAGGGUGCAGAUUCUGACAACCUGUUAAUGGCAGCAAGACAAAGAAAGCAAGUGCCGAGAAUGGAAGUAGUUUUUUGACUUCACUGGCACGUCGAUUAGUUUCCAGUAACCUUACGCACAUCAAUUUGUGCUGAUUUGGUACCUAUAGGCUUGCACUCUUCUGCUUUGUUUCACAUGGGUUCUCUUCACCGCUAGCUUCUCUCGGCUCCAUAAUAACCGAGAGCAGUUUGAAGUUUGUGCAGUGGAUGAAUGAUUGAUAUACACGUGGUUUGAACUCUAGGGUAUUGAAAAAGGCUUCAUGGUGCAAUGAUUAUUCGUUGAUUCCCGAAAGAAAAAAUCCAAGAGCUUCCACAAUCAGAACUCCAGAUCUCCAACCCUGAGAUAGAGGGCCGAAAGAUUCUGUAAUGAAACAAAUGCUAUCAAGUGGCUUCUAGACCGAUGCGCUUGUCUGGAGAGAGCAUGUCAUUCUUUCAGAUGACAGAUAGCCUUUCAAGUGUUUAGAUGGAGAUGGUGAGAUGGACCGACCUAGAAGGAUUUCGGGUGUGCAUGAAAAAUUAUAGAGGGAAGUUAAUUCAUGCAGGUUCUUGAAUCUUGACCUCUAUCCUUUACAUUCGAGCAUUGAUAGAGUAGUAAUCACAAUCAAAAUAAUCUCA